AGGACGACAGAAACACCAGAUAAAGGAGAAAUCCGAGUGGAAUCAGUCACUGCCCACGUCGCACGUACACACAGCGAGUAACGGCAAUUGGGAUUGGAAAACCAAUCGGAAAGUGAUGGCCGGAGUUGAAUACCUACCGAAGGAGUACGGAUAUGUUGCUCUGGUUCUUGUCCUCUACUGCUUCCUCAAUUUCUGGAUGGGUGGCCAAGUUGGCAGAGCACGCAAGAAGUACAAGGUGCCAUACCCAACCCUUUAUGCUAUAGAAUCUGAAAACAAGGAUGCGAAGCUGUUCAAUUGCGUUCAGAGAGGACACCAAAACUCUCUGGAGAUGAUGCCAAUGUUCUUUGUGUUGAUGAUACUGGGAGGGAUUAGACAUCCUUGUGCUUGUGCUACUCUUGGACUUCUGUAUGCUGUGACUCGUUACUUUUACUUCACUGGCUAUGCUACUGGCGAUCCUCAGAAUCGUCUCAAGAUUGGGAAGUAUUCAUUUGUGGCAAUGCUUGGACUUAUGGUUUGCACAAUUUCGUUUGGAGUCAACCUUCUCCGAGGGUAACUUUUUUAUCAGCAUCAGAUGUACUCUGCUUCCCUGAAAAGUAACCUUCCUGUUCCCAACACCCCUUUUUGAUUUCCCC
Molecule: messenger RNA, 632 nt
Organism: Tripterygium wilfordii
Lineage: Eukaryota; Viridiplantae; Streptophyta; Magnoliopsida; Celastrales; Celastraceae
Product: microsomal glutathione S-transferase 3
Exons: 4
Coding region: 116-553 (145 amino acids)
Cellular component (GO): endoplasmic reticulum; nuclear envelope; membrane
Molecular function (GO): glutathione peroxidase activity; glutathione transferase activity
Source: RefSeq, a predicted model, not a curated record